GCAAAAACAGACGUUUGUGUAAUAUUUUUGAUUUCCAAAGUUUUUAAAUAUUUUUUAAUGUAGGUAUAUACUCCAAUAGUUAAUUUUCUUGAAGCUACAAUUGAUUAAAUCGAUUACAUUAUGUAUAAUCCUUUUCCAAAAUCUUCUUCAAUUAGUAGAAAUGAAAACGGCACUAGAUAGUUUGUAAAAAGCAAGAUUAACAAGAACAAAUGUUACUAAGAUUUGGAAAUAGAGAAUUAAAAUCAUUUAAAACAAAAGGUGAAUGACAUGCAAAUAUUUAGUGGAAUAAUACAAACAUAAACUUAUUUAGUUCAAAUAAUAUUCAGUUUUGAAGUGAUUGGUCAAAAUGUUUAAUCAAUUUUCGCAUUUUAUUGAGAUAAGUGUAUUAUAAGUGACCUCAAUCCAAAUGUCAAAGAGAAAGUAAUGACAUUUAACAUAAUCCAAUUUGAUUACCAAUAAUCAGAUUUGUAUUUUUUUAAUUCGACAAUUUUAUUUUGUAUCAAGGAGUUUCCAGAUUUUGCAGUAGAUAUAUGUUUUUAAGGGCAUAAUUCAAUGUUCGUAGUAUUUAUAGCGAAGUUUGAAAAAAUUUAUCAUAUCCUAAGUUUGUACAAUAUUCUGUGAUGUGGAGCAACUCCAGAAACGUGAAAUGCAACAACCCACUAAUACAUCAGCUUCUGUAUCUGAUAUUUAUGGAGUCGAUGAGAUAGAUUUCCUACUGGACGAAAUACGCGACUUAGAACCGGCCUGCUGUCAGUUAGAUGAUGUUCAAGAUUUUGAAAUAGCAGGCAGCAGAGCCGGAGAAUUUUCGAUAACCUUAGAUUCUCCUGUUGGAACUUGUACUUCGUGGGAUUCGCAUGCACAAUAUAAAUAUAAGUGCAAUGAAAAUCAAACAACUUGGGGAGUUCCUUUACAUUGCGAUGGUUCGCAUUUAAAGACAUCUACCGGAAUUGUUCGAUUUCUUUUAGUGCUGUCAUCCGCUGCCUGCCUAUUGUGCGAGUGUUCGGCUGGAACGUUGCAAGUGGGAAUAUUUUUACUGCCGUUAAUAGGGCGGUUAAGACUAAUGGUUUUUUGCGCCUUAUUUUCUAUUCUUUUUACAUGUUUGCUGUUAUUUUUGGAUAUAUCACAUAUAGGUCUUAUGUUUCCAUUCAACUGGGCAAAAGUGAACACAUGGAUGUUUCUAGGCAUAGGUCUUAUGUUUAUCUUAAGUUCAUCGUUAAUUUGUCAUACGGUAUUUUUGGCAGAGGCUUUCUUGUGGGUACCGAAACACACCAAAGAUAUUUUGUUUAUAUCAGCUAUACUGGGAUAUUUAUGUGCCAUUGAAGCUUUUAUUUUAUGUGGAAUAUCAAUAUGGCCACCACCCUAUAAACCCGUUGUGGAUGAUGCUAAUGAAGUCUUUAUUCCAGAUUGUGAAAUGAGUCACAUUAGUCCGACAGCAGAAAACACAGAUGUAUCAUUCAAUAGCAACCCUGGUAAGAUCAACGGAAAUACACACUAUCCAUGCAAUGACCAAAAAUCUGCAAACAGAGUAAAUUCAAAUGUUAAAUCUCCUGGUCAAAGUUAUAACAAAACAGCAGCGUCGACGAAUUUAACACAAAAUAGAAAAUCAAUAAAAAAUCGUGAAGGAUAUCAUUAUCAACCAAUUGCAUCAACUUCUCGUCAAAGUCCAACAUUCAUUUUAGAUUAAGAUUUAAAGACUACGAUUUAAUGGAAUUUUAAUGCGCGAUAGAUUUAAGAUUGUAGUACAUGUAUUUCAAAUCUAGCAUCAGUUCAAUAAAAAAUUUAUUUAUUUGGAAAGAAGAAAAUAGUUAAUAUGAAAUUUAGUUGUAAGACAAAAAUAAUAGUUUUAUGUAAAACAUAUAUUUUCAAUUGUGCAGUUAAAUUGUAGGAUUACAUUUAGGAACGGAAUAAAUUUCUUUGAAAUUUUCAUGUUUGAAAAAAAUUAUAAUAUCAUGUUGCUUAACAUGAAUUAUUUGUUCAUAUAAAAGAUAUUUGUAUAUUAUGUACAACCAAACAUUGAGCUUCAAUGAUUUUUAAAUUGGUAAAA
This is a messenger RNA of Condylostylus longicornis, 2044 nucleotides long. RefSeq lists its product as uncharacterized. The coding region runs from base 647 to 1684 and encodes 345 amino acids. The transcript is spliced from 6 exons. The record is from RefSeq and is a predicted model, not a curated record. NCBI's taxonomy places the organism in Eukaryota, Metazoa, Arthropoda, Insecta, Diptera, Dolichopodidae.